This is a messenger RNA of Megalops cyprinoides (Indo-Pacific tarpon), 4304 nucleotides long. RefSeq names its product kinesin-like protein KIF27. Bases 58 to 3903 code for a protein of 1281 amino acids. Gene Ontology annotation, biological process: microtubule-based movement; mitotic spindle organization. The transcript has 17 exons. The record is from RefSeq and is a predicted model, not a curated record. NCBI's taxonomy places the organism in Eukaryota, Metazoa, Chordata, Actinopteri, Elopiformes, Megalopidae. Gene Ontology annotation, molecular function: ATP binding; microtubule motor activity; microtubule binding.
GAAAAGUAGAUGGGAACUUAGUCUAGUCUAGAUCUACAAGAACAAUCCCUCAAGUUUAUGCAUAUUACCUGCGUACGAUCGGAACCUGAGCGGUCAAUGGGGGAAACUAAAGUGAAGGUGGCAGUGCGAAUAAGACCGCUGCUUCAGAAAGAGAUCCUGCACCAGCACGACGUGUGCGUGCGCCUGGUACCGGGUCACCCGAGACAGGUCUUACUGGGCAACGACCGCGCCUUCACCUUCGACUUCGCCUUUGGACCGACCGCCCAGCAGGACGAGGUUUACAGCUCCUGCAUCAAACCCCUUGUAACCUCUCUCUUGGAAGGAUACAAUGUCACGGUAUUCGCAUACGGACAGACCGGAUCCGGAAAGACAUACACCAUCGGUGUCUCCACUCCUGAAGGAGGGAGUGGCAUUAUCCCCCGGGCCACACAGGAGAUUUUCCUCCGCAUGGCCGCCAGCCAGGGCACACGCUUCUCCGUGAGGGUGUCCUACAUCGAGGUCUACAGGGAGGAGCUCAGGGACCUUCUGGAGCUGGACACGUCUUCAAAGGACAUGCACAUCCGAGAGGAUGAGAAGGGAAACACAGUGGUGGUGGGCGCUCAGGAGAGGGAGGUGGAAUCGGUGGAGGAGCUGCUGACCCUGCUGGAGGCGGGCAAUGCCGUGCGCCGCACAGGUGCCACCCACAUGAACGAGCACUCCAGCCGCUCGCACGCCCUGCUCACCAUCGCCGUGACGCAGCGCCGCCGCGACGCCGCUGCCGCCCGCGCUAUCUCCUCCAAGUUCCACCUGGUGGACCUGGCCGGCUCGGAGCGCAUGGCCCGCGCGGGCAACACCGACCGCCACUUCAAGGAGUCGGUGCAGAUCAACAGCGGGCUGCUGGCGCUGGGCAACGUGAUCCGGGCCCUGGGCGACCCCCGGCGGCGUGGCCAGCACGUGCCGUACCGCGACGCCAAGCUGACGCGGCUGCUCCGCGACUCUCUGGGCGGCAACGCCCAGACGCUGAUGAUCGCCUGCGUCAGCCCGUCCUCCCGCUGCCUGCAGGAGUCGCUCAGCUCGCUCAUGUUCGCCAGCCGCGCGCGCGACGUCCGCAAUCGGCCCGUCGUCAACUGGGACGUGGGCCGCGAGCGGCUGGGCGCGCUGGAGCAGGAGGUGCGCAGCCUGCGGGAGGCGCUGCGGGACCAGGGCGGGGCCAGCCUCACCGACCGCUCCAGCCGCCUCUCCCAGGACCGGCGGGACCAGAGCCGGAUUCAGACCCUGCAGGACCAGCUGGCCCAGUGCAGGCAGGAGUGCCUCCAGUAUCACGCCCUCACUCAGGAGGCUGCCGAGCUGCUGUUCAAGCAGCAGGACUCUGCCCUCGGGGCUGCCCACGGCCACGCCCUCCGCCUGCAGGAGUGGCUGGAGACGCUGAGGCGGGUACAGAGAGAAGGCCACACCCACCUGGCGCUCUCUGAGGAUGAGGCAGGGGAGGAGCCUCAUAUCACCAUCCUCCAGCUGCGGCGAGAGCUGAAGAAGUGCCAGGAUGCUUUGGCUGCUGAUGAGGGGGUGUUCUCCCAGAGAGAGCUCCAGCUGAAGCAGCUGCAGGAGCAGAGCGACACUCUCCUGGCGACCCUGCAGGAGGAACGGAACCGGAGCCGGCUGCAGAGUGAGAAGCUGGUGGAGCAGGAGCUGCUGAUUGGUCGUCUGAGGGAACUCGUGACCUCCAGGACCUGCACCUCCACCCAGAGGCCCUUCAGCGUCCCUCUGACCAGUCAAGCGCAGGGAGAGUUGCGUAACUAUGGCAACACAGACGUCAGGAAGGUGCAUAGCAGUCCUCCUGCCUACUCUCUGGAGAGGGUGAUGGCGUGCUUUAAGAUGCGCAGCCAGCUGCUGCAGGCCCAGAUCGAGGAGGGAGACGAGGUCCUGCAGCAGCUUGACGAGGAAGAGCAGGGGGGCAAAGAAGAGGAAGACCAGAGCAGGGCCUUCAGGCGCUCUCUCAACCUCACCUGGACACGAAAACGCAGCAACCGCCCGUCACGCAUGCCAGCAGAGAGGUCCCUACAGCUCCACUGGAACAUGCCACAACAGACCACACCCCCUGCAGGUGACAGUCCCUGUGUGACAGUGGAAGCUGGCUCUUGUGACGACCCCUGCACGGGGCCGGAGUCUGCAGAGGUGCGAGCUUUGAGGCAGAGUCAGAGAGUGAACCUGCAACGUCUGAAGGAGGCGGAGCUAAGGCACAGCCACGCCCAGCAGAGGAUCAAGGAGCUGGGUGUGAACAUCUGUCUGAAGAAGAGUCUCAUUGAAGAACUGGUCAAAACUGGGAAGCAUGCCGAGGCAGUGGAUGAUCACUCCAGGAUUUCCCUGCAUGACCAGAAGGGACAGAAGAGUGCAUUACAGAGGGAGGGGCAGGCCCUGGCAGCGCUGUACCUGCAGACUGAGAAGAGGCGGGCAGAGCAGGAGCGCAGCGUGGAGCUGAUGAAGAAGGAGAGGGAGACGCUACAGCGCCACCUGCAGGAGGAGGAGAGCAGGAGGAGCAGGAUACAGCAGGAUCUAACGUGUGACCGCCAAACCAUCACAGAGCUGCAGAAGAGAGCUCUGAGAGAGAGCAUGGAGGGGAAGAGUGACCACAUUUCCUCAGCAGCACAGAAGCUGGAAGAGCAGCAGAGGUGGCUGGACCAGGAGGAGGAGAGAGUCCUGCAGCAGAAACGUGCCCUGGCAGAGCUGGAGGAGGAGCUGAAAUGCAGGGAGGAGAUCAUCAGCCGGAGGGAGUCUCUCUGGCAGGAGAGGAGCCAGCUGGAGCUGAAGAAACUGAGAUCCAGUCAGGUUCUGGAGCAGGACUUGCUGGAUGUGUCCUCUCGGCUUGGGGCAGUGGACAGGGAGCUGGAGGAGAAGUGCGGUCAGGAAGAAGUCGGUGCUGUGGAGGUCACAGGGUCACUGAGCCUCCGUGAGGAGAGACGCCAGCUCUGUAGAAGGAGGGACAGCCUGGACUCACGGCUGCGGGACGGCAACGUGCUCAGCACCGAGGAGGAGCACACACUGUUCCAGCUGGAGGAGGCCAUUGAGGCGCUGGACACCGCACUUGAGUACAAAAGCCUCUCCAUCAGGAGCAGGCAGAGGACAGUGGCUCUGAAUACAGGCUCCAGCCACAGGGACAUCAUGGCCAAACUGAGCACCCUGUCCCCUCCAGAGACACAAGCCCUGCUCCUUAUGUACUUCAACAAGGUGGUGUGCUUGAGGGAGGGAGAGAGGAGACUACAGCUACAUUGUGAUGAGCUGGAGCUGCAGCUGCAAGAGCAGGAGGGUGUGGUCAGGGAGCUGGAGGCUGCUCUCCAGCGCCUCACGCUGGACACGGACCGCCGGCUCACAGAGCAGCAGAGAGAGCACCAACAUAAUGUGCAACUGCUUCUGCAAGAACUCAGAGAGGGUGGGAGUGAGAGAGAGCAGGAGGCACUGAGGGUGCGCGAGGGGAAGAUACAGAAGCUGGAGAAGGAGCUCUUCUUUUACAAGUCAACAAGUCGCCAACUGAAGAAGAAGCUGAGAGAGCUGGCACACCCUGAGACCUCACAGGCUCCGGCCACCAGAGGGAGUGACCUGGACGUCCCUAGCGUUAGCACUGUGAAGGAGAGCACUGGCAGCAUUAGCGGCGCGAAGGAGAGCGCUGGCAGCUCGCUGGGGGAUGUCCAGGCCCACAGCGUUAACCUGGAGGAGACUCCACCCAGCAGCAGCCAGAGCAGAUGGCGAGUGGGUGAGGAGGCACUGGGGAGGCGUGGCGCUCAGUGGGCAGAGUCGGCCUCCGUGAGGGUCUCUCACAGACAAGUGCGCCAGAUAUCGCCUACAGGCCUGCACACACGCCUCACCUGCCCGAGUGCCGGCAGCUCCUCCUUCCAGGAGGACUCCAUUGAGGUGUCACACAAAAGCGAGUGAUGUCUAGAGCCGACUGAGCCCAGGGAGCAGGGGGUACCUGUGGGAGCACCCCCAGCAGCUCUCUGCUCCUCAGUUCUGAGUACCUGCUGUUCCCCCAGGCUCUUCUUAUGGUUCCCAUACAGCCUGGUCUCUGUGCAGUGAUGAAUAUGGGCAGCCAAUGUAACUGGCAUUUACCAGGACUGAGCUCAUCUGUCACUGUUCGCGUCCAUCUGUUUUGCCACUUGUACAUAUGACAAAUUUCUGUCUGUGAAGGGCAGAAUAUCCACAAUAAACGUCACACAGGCUUUUGUCAUUUCACCUCUCAUGCACUCAUCAGUGACCCCUGACCCUCAAAUCCUGUGUGGGGAGACAAGCACUCAUCACAUUCCAAACUCAUAUUUUCCCUCUGGGGAGUUUUUAAU